GCCCCAUUCACCAUUACAAUGGAUGACAUAAAAACCUCAACCAAAACCUCCACCCAACUCCACCAACCUGCGACCUUCUAUUUGUUCAAUGGGUUCGAUUAUUAGAAAGGAUGCGUUUGGCGUUAACUAUGAUUACUCCUUCAAGCUGCUCUUAAUUGGCGACUCCGCUGUUGGGAAGAGCAGUCUUUUGCUCUCUUUCAUCAAUCUCUCUCCUCAGGACCUCUCCCCAACUAUUGGAGUCGACUUCAAGAUAAAGCUGUUAACCGCUGCUGGAAAGAGACUUAAAUUGACAAUUUGGGAUACUGCUGGGCAGGAAAGGUUCAGAACAUUAACGAGUUCCUAUUACAGAGGUGCGCAUGGAAUUAUCCUUGUUUAUGACGUGACAAGAAGAGAGAGCUUCACUAAUUUAUCCACUACGUGGAUAAAGGAACUAGACUGCUACUGCACUAAUCCUGAUUGUGUCAAAAUACUCAUCGGUAACAAAAUUGAUAAGGAAAGUGAGAGAGCCGUUACUAAAGAGGAAGGCGCGGCGCUUGCACAAGAACACAAGUGUUUAUUUAUCGAGUGCAGUGCUAAGACUCAAGAAAAUGUGAAGCAAUGCUUUAAAAAUCUUACUAUUAAGAUGCUGGAGGUACCUAGUUUGCUUGAAAAAGGUUCGACACCCAUUAGGAACCAGAUGCUGAAGCAAAAGGAGGUUUGCGAAGCACAUCGUAGUGAAAAAUGUUGUGCUUAGAUUUGGAAAUGUUAAGUUAAUGAAGAUUGAAGACUACACGUGUUAAGAGGUGUACAUUUGUAUCUUAUCCGGUGCUUCUGGGUCGUGUGUGGUGAAAAAUGCUUCUGACUGCGGGAAACACAUGCAGAUUCUUGUUAUUCACUUCAAAGAGUCUGACUGUAAUUUUUUGAAUUGGUUUUAUCGUUGUACAUGUCCACGAGUCAGGUAGUGGUAAGGCCAUGUAAAUCGACAUUUUCUUGCAAACGGAUGCUUAUAUCAAAAGAGAUCAUACUAACAGUGGCUUCGUAUAUUAGGGUGCAGUGUUGGGACUGUGAUCGUUGCCAUAAUUUAUUUUGUGAUGGUAUUACUGUUAACCAAAGGCUUUCAAUUCUGUUGGUGAAAUUACUUCACGGUAGAGCUGUUAUGCAUGAACAACUCGAUUCGGUUCGUGAAAGCUUGAGCUUGGGUCAUUCUAUUACUUAAAGUAGUUGAACUCGAACAACUAAUCAAGUUUGUUUAUUAAAU
This is a messenger RNA of Striga asiatica, 1237 nucleotides long. NCBI's taxonomy places the organism in Eukaryota, Viridiplantae, Streptophyta, Magnoliopsida, Lamiales, Orobanchaceae. The record is from the annotation of a GenBank genome assembly.